UAAAUAUAAUUUUCAAAGUUAUUCCAACUCCCGAUUGACAAUCACGCAUAAUGAAUUUACAUGAAGAUGAACCACUAAAAGCAGUCAAAGAGAAAACUAAAAAGAAUACGCUAAAAGAAAAAAUAGCGUAUAUAAAGGAAAAUAUAACGUUAGAACCAGUUUUAAUUAGUUAUGUUGUACCUGGAGUAUUGGCGAGACUAGCAACACAAAAUUUGAAUCUUGAUAAAGCCUGCCGUGUCAAUUUGCAAUAUGGAGAAUCCGUUUGUAAUGCACUCAUCGCUAAAGAAGGUACAAAGUAUCAAAAAGAAGAACUUAUUGUGCAGGAGCUAAUAGCUUCCAUGGAAGCAUGGAAAAACAUAAUUUUAACAGCAAUACCAAGUUUACUGAUUCUAUUCAUAGGAGCGUGGAGUGAUAGAACUGGUAAUCGGAAAAUAUGCAUCAUACUGCCAAUUGUCGGAGAUUUGUUAAUGUGUUUGAGUAAUAUACUUAAUGCAUACUAUUUUUAUGAGUUACCGGUUCAAAUUACAAUGUUUUUUGAGGCCUUCUUCCCAGCAAUCACUGGCGGAUGGAUUACAACUUACAUGGGCGCUUUUAGUUAUAUUAGUGAAAUAUCUAGCGAAGAAACUAGAACGUUUAGAGUGGGUAUUGCAAAUCUUUGCUUAACAGCAGGAGGGCCGAUUGGAACUGCUCUUAGUGGAAUAUUGUUGAAGCAUAUUGGGUAUUAUGGUGUGUUCUCUAUAAGUUCGUUAUUAUUUUGCUUUAGUAUAUGCCAUGGGUAUAUUUAUAUAAAAGAUCCCGUGAGACCUAAAUCUGAGGAAAAGGGGGAAAAAACUGGUAUAAUUGCAUCGAUGAAAUCAUUUUUUGACAUCAAACAUGUGAAGGAUACCUUAAGUGUGGCAUUUAAAAAAGGACCUAACAACCGUAGAAUAAAAUCUAUUUUGGUUUUAACUUCCAUUGCUUUUAUAUAUGGACCAGCAUAUGGUGAGUUCACCGUGCGGUAUCUCUUUACUCGCUACCGUUUUAACUGGGAUGCGCUCAAAUACAGCUUUUAUAAUACAUUCUACAUUUGUAUACACUCUCUCGGUGCUUUAAUAUCAAUAAGUAUAUUUAGUCGGAAAUGGAAAUGGGACGACUCCACACUUGGUCUCAUUUCGAAUUGCAGCAAAAUUAUUGGUGGAUUAGCUACUGGAUUAGCGAGAAAUUCCUUGGAGAUGUAUCUAGCCGUCGCCAUUGAAAUGUUUAACGCAACUUCUUUCACUGCACUGAGAUCGAUUUCAUCAAAACUGGCGACAAAUGAUGAAUUAGGAAAGAUGACAUCAGUGUUCAACUUGACGGAGGUAUUGACAUCUAUGGUUUUCGGACCAAUUUAUUCUUGGAUAUAUAUGAUGACCUUGAAAAUUGAUGCUGGUAUAAUUUAUUACUGCAGUACUGUGCUAACAGUACCACCGAUACUUAUUUUCAUCUGGUUUCACAUAGAGAAUAAGAAGAAUUCUAAGAAGACAAAUAAAGACCCGGUCCGAGAUAUCGAAACGAAGGCACAAGACAACGAACAUAAGCAAGAAAAUUUAGUUCAAAGCAUAGAUUUAAACGAAGGCUUGUAUUUUGUCGAAUAAAGUGGAUUAAUGAGA
Molecule: messenger RNA, 1628 nt
Organism: Nymphalis io (European peacock)
Lineage: Eukaryota; Metazoa; Arthropoda; Insecta; Lepidoptera; Nymphalidae
Product: solute carrier family 46 member 3-like
Exons: 7
Coding region: 51-1613 (520 amino acids)
Biological process (GO): transmembrane transport
Cellular component (GO): membrane
Molecular function (GO): transmembrane transporter activity
Source: RefSeq, a predicted model, not a curated record